Messenger RNA from Schistosoma margrebowiei, 1059 nucleotides. The record is from the annotation of a GenBank genome assembly. Lineage: Eukaryota; Metazoa; Platyhelminthes; Trematoda; Strigeidida; Schistosomatidae.
UUUGAAGUGUGAGCGGGUAUUCUGAAAAGACAAGGUUAUCCGUUCGUCAUUUUCGUGUAAUAAAAACUACUAUGAGUUUAAAUUUAACGGAUGACGAGUUAGUGGACAUGACAACAGCUGAUCUUCGAUUGCUGCUAGAAAAAAAACGUGUAACAAUUGAGGAACACAAAGAACUUCGUAGUCGGAGACGUCGUUUGCAAAAUCGGAAGUACGCACGCAAAUGUGCUAGCAAAAAGCAAUCCGAAGUGGAAAACUUAGCCACCCAGGUGAAGGAAGAGGUUGUUGAAAUCCAGGCUCUAAGAACUCAGUUAUCACGAACCAACUUGGCGACAAAACACUUAGAACACCAAUUACGCCGCAUAAUGGAAUUCAAGGAAAAGUGUCUCAAUAAUGAAAGUAAUGGAUUUCAGAUAAAGACAAUCCGCAUGUUGAAUUCUAACGGUCAACCUGCUGGAUUUGCUUACAUUAAUUCGACGUUCUCUUCUAAUUUUAUGGGUCCUAAGACUCAUGAAGUUGUCCAUCCAACAGAUAAAAAUUGCGAUGUCAUAGAAAUUGCAACUUGUUCAAAGUAUAACCCUCUAUCUUCAGGUUCCAGUAAAUACAAAUACAGUCUAGAAGAACACCCUUCCAACGUUUAUCCACGUCAAAUACCUACGGUUUCGCAAUUUUCUUCAGGCCUUGGCUUCCCUGGUACAAGUUCACCUGUACGUUUUUCAUGUAACCCUCCUUGUCACUUCAAAAAUCAUCUUCAAAUGCGUCUGGUUAGACCAGUCGGUGGAGGCUUCGCAUCACAUGGCAGAGGCAUGUCUGAAUAUUAAUAUCAGCUUCCAAUAUCAUUUCUCUUCGGUUAAAUACAGCACCCCGAAUACCAAUAUCAUAAAUGGAAUAAUUUAUUAGCCCAUAUUCAUGCAUACCUGAGUGAACCCAAGAUUUUCCAUUUUACUGUGAUCAAAUAUUAUUUCCAUUGUUUUCUGUUCAUUGUUUGUCCUAUGUUAAUGCUAAAGUUUUGUGGCUUUGUCUCAUUUAUAAUAAAAACAAGUAUAAAACCGUUUCUUUCAA